This is a messenger RNA of Perognathus longimembris pacificus (Pacific pocket mouse), 2403 nucleotides long. It is a transcript of the gene Eps8l1, whose product is annotated as EPS8 like 1. The record is from RefSeq and is a predicted model, not a curated record. Gene Ontology annotation, biological process: positive regulation of ruffle assembly; Rho protein signal transduction; regulation of Rho protein signal transduction. Gene Ontology annotation, molecular function: actin binding. The coding region runs from base 56 to 2206 and encodes 716 amino acids. Gene Ontology annotation, cellular component: vesicle; ruffle membrane; plasma membrane. The transcript is spliced from 20 exons. Lineage: Eukaryota; Metazoa; Chordata; Mammalia; Rodentia; Heteromyidae.
GGGCUGAGAGCAGGACAGUGCUGGGCAGGUGGGCAGGAGCUCCCAGGUUGGCACCAUGAGCACCUCAGGCCCAGAAGCUGCCCCCAAACCAAGUGCCAAGUCUAUCUAUGAGCAGAGGAAACGUUACUCCACUGUGGUUAUGGCUGAUGUAUCACAGUAUCAUGUCAAUCAUCUGGUGACUUUCUGCCUGGGCGAGGAGGAUGGUGUGCACACGGUGGAGGAUGCCUCCAGGAAGCUGGCCCUCAUGGACAGCCAGGGCCGCGUCUGGGCGCAGGAGAUGCUGCUUCGCGUGUCCCCCGACCGUGUGACACUGCUUGACCCUGUCGCCAAGGAGGAGCUGGAGUCGUACCCGCUGGGCGCCAUCGUGCGCUGCGACGCAGUGGUGCCGCCAGGCCGGAGCCGGUCGCUGCUGCUCCUGGUGUGCCAGGAGCCAGAGCGUGCGCAGCCGGACGUGCACUUCUUCCAGGGCCUGGGCCUCGGAGCGGAGCUGAUCCGAGAAGACAUCCAGGGUGCCCUACACAACCACCGUUCUGGCCGUGGGGAUCGCAGGGCAGCGGCGCUCAGGGCCACCCAGGAGGAACUGCUGCGCGGGCCCCGGCCGGCCGCCGAGACCCCACCCCUGCAGCGCCGUCCUUCCGUGCGCGCUGUGAUCAGUGCGGUAGAGCUGGCCCUGGACCGCGGGAGACCCCAGGUGGACCCUGUCCCCGAGGUGGAGGAGACGGGGAGGCCCAGCCGGGCGUCCACGGCGAGCCGCGCUGACCCGGUCUCCCCGGACCUGGGUCCCCGAGGUCCAGAGCUGGCCAAUCUGCAGGCCGAGCGAGACGUGGACAUCUUGAACCACGUGUUCGACGACGUGGAAAGCUUCGUGUCCAGGCUGCAGAAGUCAGCCGAGGCCUCUCGUGUUUUGGAGCACCGAGAGCGAGGCCGUCGGACCCGGCGCCGGGCAGCUGGGGAGGGCCUGCUGACGCUGCGGGCCAAGCCGCCCUCCGAGGCCGAGUACACAGACGUGCUCCAGAAGAUCAAGUACGCCUUCAGCCUGCUGGCCCGGCUGCGCGGCAACAUCGCCAACCCCUCCUCCCCGGAGCUUCUGCAUUUUCUGUUCGGGCCGCUGCAGAUGAUUGUGAACACCUCGGGAGGCCCUGAGUUCGCGAGCAGCGUGCGGCGGCCGCACCUGACGUCCGAGGCCGUGGCGCUGCUGCGGGACAACGUCACUCCGCGUGAGAGCCAGCUGUGGAACUCGCUGGGGGACUCGUGGACCCGCCCAGGGCUGGAGCUGCCCCCAGAGGAAGGAACUCCAUACAGCCCCGAGUUCUACAGCGGCUGGGAGCCCCCCGCCACUGACCCACAGGGCCGUGCCUGGGAGGACCCAGUGGAGAAACAGCUACAACACGAGCGGCGGCGCCAGCAGCAAAGCGCCCCGCAGGUCGCUGUCAAUGGUCACCAAGAUCCAGAGCUGGAAGCUGAGCCACAGCCGGAACCGGAGCCGGCCAGAAAGUGGGUCCUGUGUAAUUAUGACUUCCAGGCUCGAAAUAGCAGUGAGCUCUCAGUCAAGCAUCGGGAUGUAUUGGAGAUCCUGGAUGACAAGCGCAAGUGGUGGAAGGCUCGGGACCAACAGGGUCAGGAGGGGUAUGUUCCCUACAAUAUCCUGACUCCCCACCCCGGACCCCAGGUGAACCGCAGCCAAAGCUCUGCAGGAAGCCUGGACAGCAGCACCCCGCCUCCCCCGCCAGGCCCUGCUCCAGCCCCUGUUCCUGCGCGCCCCCACUGGAACAGCUGCGACAGUCUCAACAACUUGGACCCCAACGAGAAGGAGAAGUUCAGUCAGAUGCUCAGUGUGAAUGAGGAGCUGCAGGCACGUCUGGCCCAGGGCCGCCCGUGUCCCAGCCGCGCCGCCCCGGGGCCCCGCGCCCCGGAGUCGGUGCUCAGCCCCAGCUCUGACAGCUUGGAGGUCCGCGCCUGGCUGCGGGCCAAGGGCUUCAGCUCGGGGACCGUGGAGGCGCUCGGGGUGCUGACCGGGGCGCAGCUUUUCUCGCUGCAGAAGGAAGAGCUGCGGGCGGUGAGCCCCGAGGAGGGGGCGCGGGUCUUCAGCCAGGUCACCGUGCAGCGGGCGUUGCGGGAGGACAAGAAGAAAGUGUCAGAGCUGGAAGCCGUGAUGGAGAAGCAGAAGAAGAAGGUGGAAGGCGAGACCAAGACGGGGGUCAUUUGAGUCCCCUGGCCCAUCCACAAAGAGUGAUGAGAGCAAGGGACCACGGACACCCACUCACCCCGCGGGGAGUGAACUCACAUCCCCGGAAGGACGCUGCCGGCCCCGCCCUGAGCCCGUGGGCCGCCCACUAGUGGAGAGCGGGCGGACAUUUCUGGACGCACCGAUAAGCUUCCCAGUCUAUAAACAGCCUCCUCUUA